Molecule: messenger RNA, 1602 nt
Organism: Triticum aestivum (bread wheat)
Lineage: Eukaryota; Viridiplantae; Streptophyta; Magnoliopsida; Poales; Poaceae
Product: mitochondrial metalloendopeptidase OMA1
Exons: 3
Coding region: 113-1333 (406 amino acids)
Cellular component (GO): membrane
Molecular function (GO): metalloendopeptidase activity
Source: RefSeq, a predicted model, not a curated record
GUCGACCGCGCCACGACGUAGACGACAUUAUUACGAUAUAUACGGAUCCAAGAGGCAUCCCGGCGAGCGGCGCCCCGAAAAGAUCCACCGUACCAAUUCUAACUUGGACAACAUGAGCGCCUUGAUCAGGAAUCUCCGCCCCGCGCUGUCCGGGCUACUGCGGUCCAAGCCCGCUAUCCGAACGCCUCUUCCACUGCCGUCGUCGACCGCCCCGCGCCCGCGCUGCUACCACGCGCCGUCGACGCGGCGAUCUCACGAGGUCCUGCAAUCGGCCGGCCUUGGCCGCCUCUUCCAACGUGACUUUCUCGUGCGUCGACCACCGCCGUCGUCGCCGCAUGCGCCAGUGGUCCCACUCCCACGCCCACGGCACUACUCCUCCAGCCGGCCAAGAAGUUCCAGCGACGUGAAAUCCCAGAUAGUCUUCGCGGGGGUCGUCAUCAUCGUCGGCGGCGCGGUCACCAUCUGCUACGGCACCUUCGAGACCGUGCCCUACACCAACCGCCGCCACUUCGUCGUCCUCACGCACUCGGGAGAGCUCAAGCUCGGCGACUGGAUCUUCACCGGGGAGAAGAAGAAGCUGGGCGACAAGGUCCUCCCUCCGUCCCACCCUGCUUUUGUCCGUGUCCACGGCAUCGCCUCCGAGAUCAUCCGCGCCGCCGGACGCAGCCUCGCCGUCCACGAUGACGAUAAGCUCCUUGACGGCGAAAUAUGGGUCGGCGACGCGGCGCCGAGCCCCAAGAAGAAGGCUCGCUGGGGAGCGCCGCAGCAGCCGACGACCAAGCACCUCGACGGGUUCAAGUGGGAGGUGAUCGUCGUCAACAAUAAGCAGGUGAACGCCAUGUGCGCGCCCGGUGGCAAGAUCAUAGUCUACACCGGGCUGCUCGACAAGUUCAGCACCGACGCUGAGAUCGCCGCAGUGCUAGGGCACGAGGUUGCGCACGCCAUUGCAAGGCACACCGCAGAGGGGCUCACCAAGCACAUGUGGAUUCUCAUGCUCACGGUUUUCCUGGGCAUCUUUAUCGAUGAGCCAAAGAUGAUUGAUAAGCUCGCCAAAUACCUCCUCAGCCUGCCCUUCUCACGAAAGAUGGAGAUAGAGGCAGAUCACAUUGGAAUCCUGCUGCUCGCUGCCGCUGGUUUCGAUCCACGCAUAGCCCCUAAGGUCCACGAGAAGCUCGGAGAGCUCGGCGGGAAUUCAUCAUCGUUCAAGGAGUACAUGUCUACUCAUCCUUGCAGCAAGAAAAGAACGCGGCUUUUACUGGAUUCCAAGGUCAUGGACAAGGCCAUGGCGUUAUAUACAGAAGCAAGAGCGAGAAAAGAAGAAAUUGAUCAAUGAUUCUUCAUCUUGUAUCAAAUUAAGAUGCAGUCUUGACAUUUGCUUCCAUACACAGCCACCCUUAAAAAAUUGUAAAGGGUGAUGGUUUUCUGUCCAAACACUUGUUAUCCUAGAAUAAUUGAGAUUGUAUGAGCGUUAGGCCUUAUCCCUACACAGUGAUAACCGUAUAGGCACAUAUAUACAUGACCUGGAUAUAAUCGAAUGUAAUUUUGCACAACCUCUGUGUUGUACCACAACUCGCAUUCUCUGCCGCCACCAUAUCCUACUCC